This is a messenger RNA of Acomys russatus (golden spiny mouse), 978 nucleotides long. Its product is annotated as olfactory receptor 6C76. The record is from RefSeq and is a predicted model, not a curated record. The transcript has a single exon. NCBI's taxonomy places the organism in Eukaryota, Metazoa, Chordata, Mammalia, Rodentia, Muridae. Gene Ontology annotation, molecular function: G protein-coupled receptor activity; olfactory receptor activity. Gene Ontology annotation, cellular component: membrane. Gene Ontology annotation, biological process: G protein-coupled receptor signaling pathway. The coding region runs from base 37 to 978 and encodes 313 amino acids.
UUAUCAGUUACAUCUGUUGGAGACAAACCAUCAGAGAUGCGAAACAGAACUUCUGUGACAUCCUUCAUCCUUCUGGGCCUGACAGAUGAUCCUGACCUUCAGGUUGUCAUUUUCAUUUUCCUGUUUCUCACAUACAUGCUCAGCAUCACUGGAAACUUACUAAUUGUCACACUCACUCUGCUGGAUUCCCACCUGAAGACCCCCAUGUAUUUUUUCCUCAGGAAUUUCUCCUUCUUAGAAAUUUCUUUCACUUCUGUCUGUAACCCUAGGUUUUUGGUCAGCAUCCUAACUGGGGACAAAUCGAUCUCCUAUAACGCUUGCGCGGCACAACUGUUUUUCCUUAUCUUCCUUGGCUCGACAGAGUUUUUCCUUCUGGCGUCCAUGUCCUAUGAUCGCUACGUGGCAAUUUGCAAGCCCCUCCACUACACAACCAUCAUCAGUACCAAGAUCUGUUACCAGCUCAUCAUCAGCUCCUGGCUGGCAGGCUUCUUGGUAGUUUUUCCUCCACUGGUCAUGGGUUUAGACCUGGAUUUCUGUGACUCCAACGUUAUCGACCACUUCACGUGUGACUCUGCUCCUUUGCUGCAGAUAUCUUGCACGGACACGAGCACGCUAGAGCUCAUGAGCUUUGUAUUGGCUUUGAUCACGCUUAUGACCACGCUGAUGCUGAUUAUUCUCUCUUACUUCUACAUCCUGAGGACUAUUCUGAAAUUUCCCUCAACCAAACAAAGGGAAAAGGCCUUCUCAACCUGCUCCUCACACAUGAUUGUCGUCUCCAUAUCCUACGGGAGCUGCAUUUUUAUGUAUGUGAAAACGUCUGCCAAGACUGGAGUUGCUCUGACAAAGGGGGUGGCUAUGCUCAACACCUCUGUCGCCCCGAUGUUGAAUCCUUUUAUCUAUACUUUAAGGAACCAGCAGGUGAAACAAGCAUUUAAGGAUCUUGUGAGUAAAAAACUUGCCUCAAAAACGCUGACCUGA